Molecule: messenger RNA, 3320 nt
Organism: Topomyia yanbarensis
Lineage: Eukaryota; Metazoa; Arthropoda; Insecta; Diptera; Culicidae
Exons: 7
Coding region: 1595-3217 (540 amino acids)
Cellular component (GO): nucleus
Source: RefSeq, a predicted model, not a curated record
UUGAACGAUCGAUGAGCAUAGUGGCCUCGGAGCAGUCUCGCGAGUCGUGUUGUUUUCCUCCGCGUACGCGUUCACGGAGUGUGUGUGAGUGUGGUUUGUGAUAUUUAUACCGUGGGGGAAAGGUUUAAUCGAUUGCUUUUCUACUUUAAACUAACAAUAAUACCCGUUAGAAACUAGCAGAUACACGUACGCUGGCUGUUUGUUUUUUUUGUGUGAUUAGUGCUGCAAUAGUCUCUCGACCUCCACCCGUUACGAUCCGGAAUGAUUGGCCAUCAUCAUCAUGUGAUGAAGAUUUAGUGGUUUAAGGCAGCCAUUGUGGGAGCAGCCAGCCAGCAGCACCAGGAACGAUAAGGCUUGUUCUGCUGGGGCCCAACCAAUCCUUUCGUGAACGCCCACGACUCUCGCUGGUGCAGUGCAAUUGAUUGGAUGUGGGUGCGAAAUUCGACAAAAAAAUCGAUUAUUUGCUACAGUCGUAACUGUGUAUGACCCACCUGAAAACAGAUUCUCGAAAAGAUCAGUGACCGAACCCAAACGAUCCAAGUAGGCCAAAUUUUAGGGGGCAUCGGGAGGCAGAGAGCAAUCCCCAUAAAUUUAUAAAUAUGCACUGCCUGCGGCUGUGCUGUCAUUGACUGCCUACACUGACUGAGGGGGACUGCUACUAUAGCAGGGCAGAGAGGGUACAGGCGCAUUGCAUUGCUCAGUGAGCGGCACGGUAUCGUCAAAAUCAAACCCACAAACGCAAUCGCCUAGAUCCAUCAUCACUCAAAAUAUUACCUAAUCGCGAAGUGGAACUCACGCAUUGUUAGCACACAGGCAAACAUUGCAGCUGGCGAUACGAUUCGAGAGUGUCGUGAGUUCUUGGAUUUAAAGGUAAACAUUGAGCAACUCACAGGACGGAACUCUACACAGCUGUCACCUUGCGGAGCGCGCGACGUGAGAGCCGCAGCGCAAGCGAGUUGCAUAAUCCGAAUGCACCCACGGGUGCAUACAACGUUGAAUCUCCCGCUACCCCGAACGUCACUAUAGCAACAUACACUCAAACAAGCACUCACAUCGAAUCGCCACCGUCGGUCGGACAGUGUAAAUAAAAAUAAAAAUAUCCCGUACCGUGUCCGCUGCGACUACGGGGGACGCAUAUUGUGUUAUGCUCUGUGUGUAGAGUUUACACGUAUUCUAAAAGCAUUGAAUCGCGAGAACGAACGGGACACUCGCGCGACGGCAGCUAGCAGCCAGCCCAAAGAGAGCUGGGUGUGUAUUGGUGUGCUGCUGUGGCUCCGCAGUCAUCCAUCUUUGAUUUCGCCAUAAACACACACACACACCCACACACACUGAUGCGCGAGAACCGCUGCUACUGCUGCAUCGCUCUCAGCUCGGUCAGUGGCAGUAGAGCAGGCAGGUCUAGUAUUGUGCAGUAGGCCUAGCAGGAGAGCUGCAAGUUUUUGGCCAUUGGCAGCAGUCCAGUGGCUCUGUGGCACAGUAUAGAGUGACAGGGGAUUCUACAAGCGGAGUGAGUGAGCAAGCAAACACACACCGUCCACCAGAACCGAAACGGGCGAAAGAGACAGUACUAUAUAGAGCGGAGAGAAGUUGGAAUAUGGCUGUGUUUUUAAUUAACAUAUGCAAGUUUAAUGGUUGUGGCAUUACGUUUCCGAGCUUGGGUGAUCUAAUACAGCACAUCGAGGAUACACAUAUUGACUACGACUCGCAGAUCCUCGGCCAGAAGGAAAAAUCUCAAUCCACUUGUCUUCCGCUGAGCUACGUGCUCCGCUUCAUAACCGAUCCGUCGCGGAAGGAGAACGCCCUCCUGAACGGUACCGCCGGGGGUGUUGGCGGCGGUUCCUUGAAAGGAGUCACCUCCGGCGGGGGAAGCGUUGGCGAUGGUGGCACCGGUUAUCAGAGCACACCCCCCGGAACACCGGGCAGUAUCACCAACUCGGCAUCGUUGCUCGGUAGCAAUGGAAGCAGCCAGGGAGGAGGUGCCCUGUCCGGGGGUGUUGCAAUUGGCAGCGGCGGAAAGGGUAGCGCCACCGGUGACGGGAAACUGGCACCGUCCGGAACGACUGGAACUGAUAUGAAGCGAAAGAUUGCCAUCAAACAUCACAGCUACAGUAUGUCGUCCUCGAAUCGGAGCACGACUCCUACCGGCAGUGAAAUGGACGAUGACGAUAUGAUGGUCUCCGAGUCGGAGGAUAGUAACGAUUCUUGGACGACGGAAGAGUUCAGUUCGGAAUUCAUCAUGCGCUAUGGAAGCAGACGACACUCUUCAUCCGGUGGGAACGGACUCAAUUCGUCCAAUGAGAAACCGUUUGCAUGCCCCGUCCCGGGAUGUAAGAAGCGCUACAAGAAUGUCAAUGGCAUCAAGUAUCACUCGAAGAAUGGCCACAAAAAAGACGGAAAUCGCGUUCGGAAAGGCUUCAAGUGUCACUGCGGAAAAAGUUACAAAACCUCCCAAAGACUAAAAAACCAUCAGCUAAGUACACAUCAGAAUCCGGUGGUGGAUGCGGUCAGUGGUUCGCUGCAAUCGCCGUCGGUCAGUGCUGCCGCUGCUGCUGCUGUAGCUGUUGCCGCUGCUGCUGCUGCUGGCGGCGGUACCGCUCAGCAGCAGCUUUCUACGUCCUCAACGUUGUCAUCGUCGUCCUGUUCGUCUUCUGUGUCGUCGUCCCUCGUUACUGCAUCGUCGUCUGUAUGUUCCUCCACCAAUGGUAAUAAUAGUAAUAACAAUUGUAGUGCGACAGUCGCCCCCGGUGGGGCGGUCGUCGCCACCGCGGCAGCAUCUAGUCAAAUUGCUUCGUCGUCCUCGAGCUCAUCAUCGUCAUCUUCGUCGUCGUCCUCGUCGUCUUCGUCGUCGUCGUCGUCAUCAUCUUCGUCAGCCGGUUCACCGAAUGGCAAGUAUGACAAUCUGGGCAUUCUGACGCCGGCAACAUCACCCAAGCUGACACUGAUGAAUGCUGCCGGUACCGGUCAGGAGAAUCUGCUCCCACUAACACCGAUCAGUCCGAAUGGGGCCAGUGCGAACAGCACCGGCAGUGGUGGAGGAGGUGGAAACAUUUCCGCUCCUAGUGGCGCCACUACAGCCGGUGGUAAUGGAACAGGCGGUGGUGGUGGUGGUGGUGGUGGGGGCGUUAGUACGAACGGUUCCACGCUGGUAACUAGCAAAAAUUCGGCUGUGCUGUCGGCGGCUACUCUAGUGAGUCAGCUGCAAACCGAAGAGACGUAGCCGAUACUCAAGAACCUACUGCUGAGAAAGUGAUGGAGGUAAUCGCAGCGCGAACCGAUACCCGGAACUGUUCGCGGUUUGCGAGGGUUUUCUUUUUGUUUCA